Messenger RNA from Triticum turgidum subsp. durum (durum wheat), 1182 nucleotides. NCBI's taxonomy places the organism in Eukaryota, Viridiplantae, Streptophyta, Magnoliopsida, Poales, Poaceae. The record is from the annotation of a GenBank genome assembly.
AUGACGACGCGUAUCGCGCCCGGCGUGGGCGCGAACCUCCUCGGGCAGCACUCGGCGGAGCGCAACCAGGACGCCACCACCUACGUUGGCAACCUCGACCCGCAGAACCGCAUAUUCCUCCCUUUGGUAUCAUUAUUUCCAGACAUCCAUGCUGAUAGUUCUUCCUGUAUCAUUUUACAGGUUUCUGAGGAAUUACUGUGGGAGUUGUUUGUCCAAGCAGGCCCUGUUGUUAAUGUCUAUGUCCCAAAAGACAGAGUUACAAAUCUACACCAGGGCUAUGGGUUUGUAGAAUUUAGGAGUGAGGAAGAUGCAGAUUAUGCUAUUAAGAUUUUGAACAUGCUCAAAUUGUACGGAAAGCCAAUAAGAGUAAACAAGGCUUCCCAAGACAAGAAGAGCUUGGAUGUGGGUGCGAAUCUUUUUAUUGGCAAUCUUGAUCCGGAAGUCGAUGAGAAGCUUCUCUAUGAUACCUUCAGUGCAUUUGGUGUGAUUGUGACCAACCCUAAGAUAAUGCGGGACCCUGAAACUGGAAAUUCUCGAGGUUUUGGCUUUGUGAGCUAUGACUCCUUUGAAUCAUCUGAUCAAGCUAUAGAGGCCAUGAACAACCAGCAUUUAUGUAAUCGGCCAAUCACUGUCUCAUAUGCUUACAAGAAAGACACGAAAGGAGAGCGCCAUGGCACACCAGCAGAGAGGUUGCUUGCAGCGAAUAACCCAGGAUCUCAGAAGCAUAGGCCUCACACAAUGUUUGCAACUGCUCCGCCAACCCAAGGGCUUCAAAAUGGUGGUGUUGGUGCACCUGUGCCACGGCCUUUUGCCAAUGGGAAUGUCCCAGGACAGAUGCAACAUGUCAGACUGCCGCCGCCACCUGUUGGUCAAUACCCUCCCAUGCAGAUGCAUGGACAGCCUGCCUGGCCUGGUCCUCCACAGAAUAUGCAACAAGUACCACCUCCUAUGCAACAGCAGCUUCAAUACAGGCUUCCAGGGAUGCCCCCACCGCCGCAAAACAUGAUGCCCCCACCGCAAAACAUGAUGCCGCCACCUCAUCACAUGGCCAGGCCGCCUCCGCCACCUCCCAAUAUGCAAGCACCACCUAUGUGGAGGCCACCCCCACCCCCACAACAAGGUGGUGGAAUGCCGCCACCUCCAAUGUCCAUGCCACCUCCUCCACCGCCACCUUCUGGUUAA